This is a messenger RNA of Diceros bicornis minor, 1223 nucleotides long. RefSeq names its product apolipoprotein C-I-like. Gene Ontology annotation, biological process: lipoprotein metabolic process; negative regulation of cholesterol transport; triglyceride metabolic process. The transcript is spliced from 4 exons. The record is from RefSeq and is a predicted model, not a curated record. Gene Ontology annotation, cellular component: high-density lipoprotein particle; very-low-density lipoprotein particle; extracellular region. Bases 134 to 484 code for a protein of 116 amino acids. Gene Ontology annotation, molecular function: fatty acid binding; phospholipase inhibitor activity. Lineage: Eukaryota; Metazoa; Chordata; Mammalia; Perissodactyla; Rhinocerotidae.
UGCCCCACCCCUCCCCAGCCUAAUAAAGGCCCAGGCCAGGCCAGGUUCUCUCACCUCACUUGUCCCUCACUGGUCCAGGCAGGUGCUCACCUGUCCUGUCCCUCACUGGUCCAGAGUGCCCCUCCCACCAGCCAUGAGGCUCCUCCUGUCGCUCCCGGUCCUGCUGGUGGCUCUGUGGAUGGUCUGCGAAGGCCCAUCCCUGGCCCAGGCGGGCCCGGAGCCCUCCAGCAUCCUGGAUGCCAUCCCGGAUAUCGUGAAAGAGAGUGCACACACGCUGGGCAACAAGGAUCAGGGAGUCCCUGACAAGUUGAAGAAGAACGACUCUGCUUCAAUGACCUGGGCACCCGUAUUGAAGCCAACAGGGAAAUUAUAUCACAAGCCUACACCACAACACCUGCAUGUACCAAAAGACAAGCAUACCCCAAAACUCCACUCCACGAAACACCAGGAGGGGUGGCUACCGUCCUGGCUGCCGUGUCCGUGAAGAAGGCUCUGAAAUUCUCCAUACCCUGGGCACCUGUACAGGAGAUUUCCCACAUGAUGCCCCAUAUUCCCCCCACCCCCACCAGCAAUAAAAAUGCUAGAGAGAAUUCUGAGUGCUUCUUUGCUGUGGGAGGGGGGCUAUGGGACAGGGUGGGGGUCGUGCCUUCAGGGAAGAGAGGCAAGGACUCACCUGUAUCGAACAUUCUCUACUUGCUCUGUGCUGAGGACUUUGAAUUUCACGAUCUCAAAAGAAUCCUCACAAGAACCUUGCGAGCUGGGCCCUAUUAUUCCCAUGAGGGCAUCAAGACCUGUGAGUUGAAGGUGUCACCACGGGCCCCCCAGGACCAGUUCAACUGACCCCAUCUUAUCCACAGAGUAAUUACGAGUGGUUUUUCAGGAACUGAGACCCCUCGUCCAGUUCAGGCUGGUUGAGACCACCAACCCAUCAACUGGGCCUGCAAAUUCUCCAGAAGUGACCUUUUGACGUCAAGAGGGUAAAGACUCCACCCUCAGAUCAUGCUAAUGCCUCCAUUUUGUGAACACGCGUCCUUAUGAAGAGGCACGAAGCUUGACUACGCUUGCACAGAUUAUCAAUUACCUCACCUCUCCUCCCCUCCAAUCAUCUAUUCCCACUUCAGACCAUCCUGCUCCUACCCCAUAAAUAUCCUUGGGUCCCUAUUUUUGGGACAGUGGAUCUGAGAUUGAUUCUCCUGCCUCCUCGCUUGGCCGCCUUGUGAUUA